CAGGAAGUGUAUUUGCAGGAAACAGUUAUAUUGUCAUUCGCUGUUCGUUUGACGAAGUAUAAAGAUGUGGAUCUGAACGUGGGUUGUAUGGCUAACCUGGCGUGAAGAAAACAUAUAGCUAAGCUUUUUUCACCCUACAUCCCCAUUCGUCGUCGAUUAAUAUCGGAUUUGUGAAUACAAGGUUUCAUUUUUGCCUGCGCACUGAGUGAGUUGUGUCGUCGGUUAGCCAGUUAGCCGUCAAAGCUAAUGUGCGCUAGUUAGCCUAGAAAAACUAGCAACAUUUUUGCUCCCAGUAUUCAACACACUGUGCAAGCAAGUAUAUUUUAACAACAGUGGCGUUUUUGAGUUACAACUGUUGUAACCUGCAGCGGAAAUAAUGGGAUCCUCCAAGAAACACAAGGAAAAGAGCCGCGACAAGGACACAGAAGAGCGCCGUCGCGAACAUAAGAAACAUCGCCACAAGGACCGAGACAGAGAUGCUUCAGACCGGGAUGGGACUCGGGAUAAAGAGAAACGAAAACGGUCCAGGGACAGAAGCGGACGGGAGAGCCGCAGCAAAGGUGAAAAAAGCAGCGGGGAGCCACGAGUGAAGAAGGAGAAGGUUGAUCUUGGAUAUGAAGAAAGCAAUACACAAGUGGGGCCUCAGUCUGCAAGCGGAGACGCAUCUCUCAGCAUUGAGGAGACAAACAAACUCAGAGCCAAGCUGGGUCUGAAGCCUCUGGAAUUAAAUGAGAACAAGAAGGAGCUCGGGACCAAAGAGGAUCCAAUGGUAGCUGAGACCAUCAACCCUGUUCUCAUUGCACAGCAGAAAGAGAUGAGAGAGAAGCUUGCCGCAAUGAAAGAAAAACGCAUCCAGAACCAGAAACUGGGAAAAGUCAAAACCCUAGCAGAGGAUGACUGGCUGGAUAACACAUCUGCUUGGGUUGAGAGAAGCAGAACGCUGGCAAAAGAAAAAGAAAUGGCAGAGAAAAGAGCCAAACUUCUGGAAGAGAUGGAUGAGGAGUUUGGUGUCAGCAGUCUGGUUGAGGAGGAGUUUGCUCAAAGCAAAAAGGAUGCCUACUCAUCUCACGAUCUAAAGGGACUCAAAGUACAGCACAAGGUGGAUUCCUUCAAUGAGGGCCAGACUGUCAUCUUGACCCUGCAAGACAAAGGUGUACUUGAAGAGGAGGAAGAUGUGCUCGUAAAUGUGGGACUGGUGGACAAGGAAAAAGCAGAAAAGAAUGUGGAGUUAAAAAAGAAAAAGCCGGAUUACAAGCCCUAUGAAGAAGAGGAGAGUGUGGAUGACAUGGUUACAUUUAAGACCCGCUCUGUUCUGUCAAAGUAUGAUGAGGAAAUUGAGGGUGAAAAGAAAAAGAGUUUCCGGUUGAAUACAGGGGGCUUUGCAGAUGGGGAGCGAGAGCGGGAGCUUCAGGCCAUGAGAGAGGCUCUACGAAAUCAGGCCCAGUCCUUGGAAAUGCCUGCUCUUGCUAUCGCCUCUGAGUAUUACACACCUCAGGAAAUGGUGGGCUUUAAAAAGACAAAACGCCGCGUGAAGAAGAUCCGGAAGAGGGAGAAGAAGACAGCUGCAGAUGAACUUGUCAUCGAUGACACUCGCAGCACUGAUUUUGGCUCCAGGACACGUGGUCGAGGCCGCAGACAGGUGGAUGACGACAGUGAGGAAGUAAAGGAGGAGGAGGAAAACACAUUGCCACACGAUAUCCCACAAAUGUCUGAUGACAUCAGAAUGGCAGAAAUGGACAUAAGUGACGACGAAGACUUUACACCUUCUGAGCCAGCUGUUCUUGAGGAGGAUGAGGCAGAGCAGGAGCUGCAGAAACAACUGGAGAAGCAGAGGAAGCUGAGGCAAAAGCAGCUUCUCAAAGACUCUGGGGAGAAGGUGGCAGAGCAGGUUAAAGUGCUUGAUGACGGCAACAAUGAAAAUGAUCCUGAGAAGAAGAACAACAUUGUUUUCAACGCCACCUCAGAGUUUUGCAGAACUCUGGGUGAUAUUCCAACUUAUGGGCUGUCAGGCAACCGAGAGGACCAAGAAGACAUUAUGGACUUUGAACAGGAAGAAGAGAAAGAUGAUGCUGGAGAUUCAGACUCAGAAAUGGAUGAGAAUGUUGGAUGGAGCACAGUUAACUUGGAUGAAGAGCAGAAACAACCAGAUUUCUCCACAGCCUCUGCCACUAUUUUGGAUGAAGAGCCCAUUGUCAACUCCGGCCUAGCUGCUGCCUUGCUCUUGUGCAAAAACAAAGGUCUAUUGGACACCCAAAUGCAGAAGAUAGCCCGUGUCAGAGCACCAAAAGGCGCCUUACCCAAUGACAACUAUUGCAUCGAGGACAAGAUGGGCUUUGAUGACAAGUACAGUCGCCGAGAAGAAUACAGAGGCUUCACUCAAGAUUUCAAGGAGAAGGAGAGCUAUAAGCCUGACGUCAAGAUUGAGUAUGUGGAUGAAUCUGGGCGGAAACUGACUCCAAAAGAAGCUUUCAGGCAGCUUUCACAUCGGUUCCAUGGGAAAGGGUCUGGAAAGAUGAAGACAGAGAGGAGGAUGAAAAAGCUGGAGGAAGAGGCACUGCUGAAGAAGAUGAGCAGCAGUGAUACUCCUCUUGGGACUGUGGCUUUGCUUCAAGAGAAGCAGAAAUCUCAGAAAACGCCAUAUAUUGUGCUUAGUGGGAGUGGGAAAAGUAUGAAUGCAAACACCAUCACCAAAUAAUUUGGGGGGGGGGGGGAAUUAUCUUUAACAUAAACAUGUACUGACACACUGCACAGAUAUAUACAUACACACUCACACACACACACACACACAGGAUGUUUUAAGUAAAGUAACUGCUCCAAUUUAAUGCCUAAUUCGUACAAGCCUCAUUGUUGUAGUAACGAAUUGUCCAAUAAAAUGAAUACCAAUGAGA
This is a messenger RNA of Siniperca chuatsi (mandarin fish), 2888 nucleotides long. RefSeq names its product spliceosome associated factor 1, recruiter of U4/U6.U5 tri-snRNP (gene sart1). Gene Ontology annotation, biological process: maturation of 5S rRNA; mRNA cis splicing, via spliceosome. Bases 377 to 2695 code for a protein of 772 amino acids. The record is from RefSeq and is a predicted model, not a curated record. NCBI's taxonomy places the organism in Eukaryota, Metazoa, Chordata, Actinopteri, Centrarchiformes, Sinipercidae. The transcript has a single exon. Gene Ontology annotation, cellular component: U4/U6 x U5 tri-snRNP complex.